AUGUUUACAUCGCUCCCUCGCGUCGCUCCUGCCUUCCCUUUGCGAAGUAAUAUCAAUUUUGCGAUGCGGCAGCUCCCUAGUGCCUCGGCCUCGGUGUCGGUAUUGCCCACAAGAUAUUCUUCUUCCACCACAAAGAAAGAGAUCACACUGCUCCAGGAUAAGAAAAAUGGAUUUGGGUUUGCACGGUCAAACCCCAGACCACCCAAACCGAGGACCAAGGGCGUCACCGAGAUCAGAGGCCCAUACUAUACUGUCAUGGGAAAACGAUACCUAGCAGAUGUGCUGGAGACCAUGGGAACCCAUGUGGACGGCUUGAAGUUUGCAGGAGGGUCGUUCUCUCUCUUCCCAGAGAAACCAUUGAGGGAGUUGAUCGAUCUCGCUCACGAUCACGGAGUCUAUGUCUCCACAGGCGGUUGGGCUGAGCACCUACUCACGCAUCCCGAUGCAAGCGCCGUGUUUGAUAAGUACCUUCGCAAGUGCAAGGACCUUGGGUUCGAUGUCAUCGAGCUCUCAUCGGGCUUUUUAUCUAUCCCAGAAGACGACUGGCUCCGCCUUGUUGAUAAGGUCCACUCCUACAAGUUGAAAGCGAAGCCCGAGUUAGGGAUUCAGUUCGGUGCUGGGGGCGACACCCCCGCGGCAGGGUUGGAAGCCAUGGGCACGUCUGAUCCGUCGAAGCUGGUGAACUUGGGCCGUAAAUUCCUCGACGCAGGCGUCGAGCGCUUGAUGAUUGAGUCGGAGGGCAUCACGGAGAAUGUGGAGUCGUGGCGGACCGAUGUGGUAUCGAAGAUCAUGAAAGAGCUUCCUUCGGAAGGCGUCAUGUUCGAGGCAGCAGACCCGAAGGUCUUCAACUGGUACAUCCGAGAAUUUGGCAUUGAUGUCAACUUGUUUGUCGACCACAGUCAGAUUGUGCAGUUGUCGUGCUUGCGCCAUGGGAUUUGGGGCACGGCCGACACCUGGGGAAAGAUUCCAACGCCAUCCCGCGCAUUCGACUGCUCGAAUCAAGCUUCUCAGAGUACAUGCUUCAUUAUGCCGCGGGCAAGCACGGCUCCCGGUGCUCGACUCCGGUGCAGGAGAGCUUGCGAUAGUUGCAAGCGACGGAAGCAGAAAUGCAACGGAGAGCAGCCAUGUACAAUCUGCGUCCAACGUCGCAAAGAGGCCGAAUGUCAUUUCUCCGACAAGCCCGCCCGCUUGCUCAAGCCAAGCAACAACAACAACCCGAAAGAGACCAUGCUUCUCAGCGAACACCUCGUCCCAACCCCGCAGCGGCAGACAGCCAUGGACCGACUUCUGAACUCGCUCGAAGACCGUAGUGCAACAUUGGAACAACAGGCGACAGACGAUAAAGAUGGUACAGCUCCGGUGCCAAAGGUGGCUAGGCUUCUGCGUGACGGACAGGGAAAAUUCAUGUACAUUGGUGAUUCUGCAAGCUUAUCCUUCUUACAGAGUGUCCGUCGCAUCGUCUCCUCGUCGAUCGGCCGCUGUGAUUUCACGGAAGACAACUCGCGACAUUCAAUGCUGGAGGCUUUCCAAAAUAGUGCUUCGACACAGACGGGGCCUUUGAUCGCGCCUCCCAGCAACGAGGAGGCUCAACGGUUGGCGCGUCAAUACGUUCUUGCUACCAGCCCACUCCUAGACCUUUUUGAUCUCAACGAAUUUCACCCGCGUCUUGCCGACUGGGUGGGAAACCCCACUGGCGACGAAGACACGGUCAGCUCGAUCUUCUACCUCGUGCUCGCGAUUGGCGCACAGGUAUCAGACACCAAUCAGAACCUGGCUGAACAAUACUUCAUCAGCGGACGUCAAUUAGCGUUCUCUGCAUUCACUGAAACCCCUAGUAUCUACACGAUUCAAUCCUAUGUCUUGAUAUCUAUGUACAUGCUAGGUGCGUGUCGGCGCAAUGGCGCCUUCAUGAACCUUGGUCUCGCGCUCCGGGCUGCGUAUGCGGUCGGCAUCCAUAGGAAAGAUGCAAAUUCGCUGUUCUGCACUCGAGAGCGACGGGCCCGCGAGCGCGUCUGGAAGAGUCUUCGCAUGAUGGACCUCUACCUCAGUGCCUCUUUAGGACGGCCGCCGGCUACCUUAGACUUCGAUUAUGACCUUCGCGAAGACGGUCUUCCGGCGGAUCAACAGCGUCUCGAACCCGAAGAACAGUUAUCUAUGACCGUCGUUUCUUUGUGCCGCAUCUUCGAACGGAUUUUGACCGAAGUCUAUAUGCGGCAGGUAAUAUCGAUCACCGUGGCUGAUGCUAUCUCGAACCAACAUCGAACCUGGGUCCGUAACCUGCCUAUGUUUCUGCAGGUGCAGACAGAACGACUGGAGUCAAAAAAUCUAGAAGACACCUUGGCUGCGGCGCAUGUAUUCGGGUCGUAUUACUGGUCGAUCAUUCUUCUAACUCGUCCGUUUCUUGUUUUUCGGGUCUCGCAAUAUGUGCGAAGUAAAUCCGACUCCACAAGCUCCGGCGACACCAGGACCACCAAUUCCCGAAUCGCGCUCUUCGCCGAUGCAUGCGUCUACUCAGCCUUACGAGGUCUCAACAUUGUGGAUGGCCUUGCUCGAUACAGCAAUCUCCCUCGCAGGUUGCCUUUCCUGAUUAAUUCCGUCUUCAACUCAGCUGUGGUGCUAGGCGCAGCAUUCUUUGCAGACUACGACAACCUCCUCCCGCUGGAGGAGGGGAUGGAGAAGGCCGAACGGUUUCUUGGCUUGUUCGUGCCGCAUGAUCCUCAUGCAUGUCGCUUCUACCAGAUCAUCAAAUAUCUCCGUGCUGCGGUGGCCGAGUAUGUGCGUCGACGAAAUCGUCAAUGGAUGGAACGCCGUAGUCGUCAAGUGGACCAGCUUUUCGGCCAAGUCGGCACUUCGGAUGAGCCCCGGGCCGCAGCAGAUGCCAAUACUCCAUCAAGCCGACGCGGCGAUCAAGCGGCCGUCUUGUCACCGCUCUCUCCUGAGAAAAUGGGCGGGGGACCAACACUACCUCAUUCCUCCAACAUAACUACUGCCACCACCGCGGCUCCAGGCCAGGUGGAUAACGACAUUUGGGAGACCUUGUAUGGCACCCAGGGCGCGCCUCCUCUUCCCUAUGAUACGGCCGUCUCUACGCUCACCACGACGGGAAUUCCCAUCGGUUGUUCCCCCGGCGGGACCAUCCCGUCCGGUGUUUUACCUUCUGAGGUCCCGGGUGGCCAUACACCGCUGUCUGAUGUGAUCUUGCCGGACAAUGGCCUUUUGUAUAUGGCGGAGGAUCUUCCCGUGUUUGGUCUCUGGGAAGACGCUUAG
Messenger RNA from Aspergillus uvarum CBS 121591, 3267 nucleotides. RefSeq names its product coma-domain-containing protein. The record is from RefSeq and is a predicted model, not a curated record. The transcript has 8 exons. Gene Ontology annotation, cellular component: nucleus. Gene Ontology annotation, biological process: DNA-templated transcription; positive regulation of transcription from RNA polymerase II promoter by galactose. NCBI's taxonomy places the organism in Eukaryota, Fungi, Ascomycota, Eurotiomycetes, Eurotiales, Aspergillaceae. Gene Ontology annotation, molecular function: zinc ion binding; DNA-binding transcription factor activity, RNA polymerase II-specific; RNA polymerase II cis-regulatory region sequence-specific DNA binding. Bases 1 to 3267 code for a protein of 1088 amino acids.